Molecule: messenger RNA, 1114 nt
Organism: Thamnophis sirtalis
Lineage: Eukaryota; Metazoa; Chordata; Lepidosauria; Squamata; Natricidae
Source: RefSeq, a predicted model, not a curated record
UAUCCACUGCGCCUGCGCCAGCUGUCCAGGUGGGUUCGCGCCUGGUUACCUGGAGCGCAGAGGCUACAGGAAGCAGGGUAAACUUUCCAAGGGACUACUAAAAAAAAGAAGUUCGCUUAUGUCUUUCCUUUAAGACCUCCUUGGCAACCAUGGGUGAAUACAGUAGGUUUAUAGAGUGGGACAAGAUGGAUCCUACCAUCCAGGCUGAGGAUGAGAAAGAACUGACCAGCACCGAAUUUCAGACUGAAAUGUUGAAACAACUGGCUCGCCAAGGUUACUGGGCCAAGAGCCACUCUUUAAGAGCCAAAGUGUAUGAUAAAUUGAUCGGCUCUAUCCCUUGCCGCAUGGUGACACCCGAUGCCCACGUCUACCGAGACAUUGUGGUGAAAAUCGUUGGCAAGCGGAGCAGCAAUACGCUUUCCCUUCCAGAAUUCGUAGACAAUAGCUUGGUUCCCACAUACUGCCUCAACGCUGAAGGCAUCGGGGCCGUCAGUAAAAUCAUCUCUUGCAUUGGAAGCCAGUUCCCGGACAUCUCGUUCUGUCCGGCUCUGCCUUCCAUGGUGGCCCUCCUCCUUCACUACAGCCGGGAUGAAGCCGAGUGCUUUGAGAAAGUUUGCCGCAUCUUGGCCUGCAAUGACCCAUCCAAGCACUUCAUCGAUCAGACCUUCUUGGCUUUUGAGUCGUCUUGCAUGACCUUCGGGGACCUGGUUAAUAAAUACUGCCAGGCAGCUCAUAAACUUAUGGUGGCCAUCUCGGAAGACGUGCUAGAGGUCUACUCGGAUUGGCAUCGUUGGCUCUUCGGGGAGCUGCCCCUCGUUUACAUCGCCCGCGUCUUCGAUGUGUUCCUGGUCGAAGGUUACAAGGUGCUCUACCGGGUGGCUUUGGCUCUCCUCAAAUUCUUCCACAAGUUCAGAGCUGGGCAGACCCAGGAGUCGGAAAACGUGCAACAGGACAUCCGAGCGUUUGUGAGGGACAUCGCGAAGUGGGUCUCGCCCGAGAAGCUGCUGGAGAAAGCGUUCGCCAUCCGUCUCUUCUCACGGAAGGAGAUCCAGCUUUUGCAAAUGGCCAACGAGAAGGCCCUGCAGCAGAAAGGCAUAACGGUGAAGCAGAAAAG